This is a messenger RNA of Saccharomycopsis crataegensis, 1950 nucleotides long. RefSeq names its product cysteine protease ATG4 (gene ATG4). NCBI's taxonomy places the organism in Eukaryota, Fungi, Ascomycota, Saccharomycetes, Ascoideales, Saccharomycopsidaceae. Gene Ontology annotation, molecular function: protein-phosphatidylethanolamide deconjugating activity. The transcript has a single exon. The coding region runs from base 1 to 1950 and encodes 649 amino acids. The record is from RefSeq and is a predicted model, not a curated record.
AUGUUCUUGGAUAAGGAACUCGAGCAUGAAGAUACGAAAAACCCAUUAAUCGUGCUAGGAAACUCGUAUCCUGCUAGCACAGACACAGAUCUGGAGGAUCGACCUAACAGCGAAGAGCAAUAUCAGGUCAUCGAGGAUCGUAUUCAGGCAGAAAGUAUGGUGAUUGUCAAGCAAAACAAUAACAAUAACGAUACGGACGCUACACAAACAGACGAAAACCAUCAGAGUAUCCCAAUGACCAACAACCAGAUGACGGGAUUAAACAUAAAUGACUUCAAACUGAAGAUCCAACUGAAUUUCAAUUCGUUAUUCAAUAUUAGCAAACCAGACCAAAUAGAACCAACCGCCCUUGCAGCAGCAGGAAAGGCACAACAACCAAACACAUGGCCCAAAGAUUUCCUAGACGAUGUCAGGACACGGUUAUGGCUAACUUAUAGAGUCGGCUUUCCCUCAAUCCCCAAGGAUAAAAAUAGCCCAUCGACGGUCAUGGGAGCGUUGAUGCGAGGUAAUUUUGCCGAUAUUAACAGCGAUGGGUUUAGUUCAGAUUGUGGAUGGGGAUGCAUGAUUAGAACCAGUCAGAGUUUAUUGGCAAACACCCUCCUUGAUUUGAAAGUAGGUAGAGAUUGGAGAUUCCAGGGGCCUAACAAUGAUGAAUCAUGGGAUAUGAUCCAUGAUAAUAUAGUUUCGUGGUUUGUCGAUGAUCCCAUUUCUCCAUUCUCCAUUCAUAAUUUUGUAAAGAAAGGCUCUAUUUUAUGUGGUAAAAGUUCUGGUGAAUGGUUUGGCCCAUCAGCGGCGUCCAGGUCAAUACAAGCAUUAUGUGAUGACUUCAAAGAUGCUGGAUUAAAUGUGUAUAUUGGUGAAGAUAGCGGGGAGAUUUAUGAGAAGGAUAUGCUUCAAUAUUUCCAGCAAGGUGAAGAUGACAAAGCGGUGCUAAUAUUAUUAGGAAUGCGAUUAGGAAUUGACAAUGUUAACGUAAUAUAUUAUUCUCCUUUAAAACAGGUGUUGUCAUUGAAGCAAUCGGUGGGAAUUGCUGGCGGUCGACCAUCAUCGUCUCAUUACUUUUUCGGGUACCAAGAUGACUAUCUAUUCUUUCUUGAUCCUCAUGUCUCUAAUAGGCCCGCUUUAAAAUUGGGAAACAAUUAUGAUUUAUCAGAGUCGGUGGUCACCGGCGUCAGCCAGUCGAACCCUAUCGAUCUGUCAACGAUCCCUGAUGCUGAUCUUAUAUCCCCUACGUUAUUGACGAACUCAGACAUUGAAUCAGUGCAUACUACGGUUUUCAACAAAUUACAUUUAUCAGAAAUGGAUCCAUCCAUGCUCAUUGGAUUCUUAAUCAAAAACAAAAGUGAUUGGAAUUCAUUUAAAGAAUCUGUCAACACCACAGACUUGAAGAAAAUCAUCCACAUUGCUGAUGGAUCCAAGAAUGAUGUACUUGGAUCACAAAUAAGAAGAAGUAGUUUGGAUGUUUUAACCGAGAGGAACUUGGUAUUAGUAGAAUCAGAAGAUGGUAUGGGAGAUGAAUUUGUUGAUUUGGGAGCAGAGUUUGAUAAUUUGUCGACCUCCGAUGGGAUGAAUCAUCCAGCAACAAGCACAAUUCCAACUACUUGUUUUUCAAAAAAACCCACUCAACUGGCAGAAGAAAAAGCUCCUACAGAUUCUUCAAGUGACAAUCCUCUUUAUGAAACUACAGAAAAUGACAUUAUUUGUGUUGACCGUACUCCUAAGCCACUAGAGCCUUCAAUUGGUAAAUCGCCGUCUCCAGAACAGUCUGAGAAAGCCAUGAACCAGACUUGGGAAAAUGUGAGCAAUCAUAAUGCCUCAUAUGAGGAUUUGCAAGGAGUUUAUCAACAACAGGACAAUGAUGAUGCCAAAGUAAUCGUCCAAGAUACUGAUGAAGAUGAAAGUUCCGAAAAUGAGGAACUUGCAAAAGAAAGUGAAGUACUUACUCACUGA